UUGGACAUCUUAAAUUUAGGUUCUAAGUAUUUACGUCAUUCCGCGUGAUAGUACUGAUUAUAGUUUUGAAAGUCAGAGACCGUUUAUAAAAGAGGACGUUUCCCCUUCGACCUUCGUAAGGAAGUUUUGGCUUUAUGCAGCUGUUCAUAUGGCUUUUUUAUUUUUUUAACGAACUACUCUGUCCUGUAUGCUAAGGAUGAAGUAUAUUCGAAGAAAAAAGGAAAGACAAAGGCAGUUUUGUCUAAAACCAAAACUUCCUUUCCUUAUUAAGGACAAUUUCGGUUUUGAAUUGUCUGUUCCGUUAAGAGAGAGAUAUGAAGAUGAAAACUUUAAAAAAACAAAAAUUUUUGAUUUUUUUAAACUAGUUUUUGGUACUUUGAUUUAUGAUAGGGAGCUUUGGUCAUUUUUCAAGCAUGGUUGUCGCUUGUGAAGUGUAUAUCAGUCUAUGGAUGAAGU
Molecule: messenger RNA, 456 nt
Organism: Schizosaccharomyces cryophilus OY26
Lineage: Eukaryota; Fungi; Ascomycota; Schizosaccharomycetes; Schizosaccharomycetales; Schizosaccharomycetaceae
Exons: 1
Coding region: 188-430 (80 amino acids)
Source: RefSeq, a predicted model, not a curated record